CUCCAUCCCUCCUGUGCUGGUGGUUUCGUGGCUUCUGGUUCCUUGUUUGCCUGAUUUCAACCAUCUUGGAUGUUGUCCAGAGUGUCCGGGGACCUGGCAUAAGCUGGAUACUCAUCAAGCAAGAAUAGGAACGACCCCGGUGGAUGGGUCAACGCGUCUUCUAAUCUCAGCAAACAGGUUGGUCGGUCUCGCACGAUACGCAUCAGGGAACGACCAUGCCGCCCCUGACCACGGUUAUUGCGAUAGCUGUCAGCUGCGCAGUCAUCUUCAUCGUCUCUGCCAUAGUGGCCACCGUCAUCUGGAUCAGAGUCCGUCGAGAUCGCCUGUCGCUGGCAGUGGCAUCCGCGAAGAACGGCCGCUUAGCCUUGCAGUACCAUGCAGAGACGCUGACCGAACUUUCACGGGAAGAGGGCACCGCGCUACGACAGUAUGGACAGCUCCCGUAUGGCAAGCCGUCCGAAUGGGGAGUCCUCUCCUCUCGCGAGAGUCUGGCACAAUCCCCAGUGGACUCGGAAAUGUCUUCUCCUUUGAUCGAAAAGGCCCGUGAUCUCCGCCGCUCGCUCUCUCGCUCCCUUUCCGCCCGAUCUGGGCGACAUUCAAGGAACUUUCUGGGGCCUCAACGUCUCAGUUCGCUGUCCCCACUGACGGAGAGAUCGGAGAAGCGAUACUCUGGUUCACCCACCGUCUCGGGAAUCGAUGAGGGCGUGGUGAGCUCCGCAGUCGAGGGGGCCUUUGAGCUGCCAACGGAGACUACGCCUAGACAUACACCAGACCGAGAGGAGGACCAGGCGAGGGCAGAACUCUCCAUUCGGCCCGUUUCGGGAGGGUGGCCCUUGAUGCAUCACAGAGAGCGCUCCGGGAGCUUGUACCCGCUCAUGGAAGAUUACCAGGAAGGCUUCCACCCACCUUACACCAGGGUGCGAGGAGGGAGCAUAACUGCUCAGACAUCCGGAAGCGCACCCGAGCAACCAGUACCACCGCCCCCGUGUGCGUAUCCGCCCAACCGCUUCCGUCUCUCGAAGAAUGACUCGAUCUGUCUCUCGUCGCUCAGCCUCGAAACCGCCGACAGCUCCAUCCUGGACGACAGUAGAAGGACCUCGACCAACAUCGAUAGUGACUUCACCUCGCCAGCACUGCCCCCUUGUCCGACGUUCGCGCCGUUUGAUGCCAACGAUGUUGGGCGGAUGGAGUAUGACCGCAGGAGCUUUGUGACACCCAGUUCAGUCGUACCAGCCCCUUUCAUCUUUCCUGCGUCGUCUUGUGCUGUGUGGGAAGGACAGAAAAUAGAAUCUUCUCCAGACCGCACAUCUCCUCGCCGCAGUCUCACAGCACGCAGCCCGACUCAUUCAAUGGAACGCAUCAGCCCGCCUCCUCGGAGAAGCGAGUCUUUGUCCGAAAACAGGACCAAGCGGGAUUCGUCCCUAUGGGUGAAACCCCUGGAUCUGAACCGCGCGCCUCCGCUUAGUGCAGUAGGUCGCAAUGUAGGCUUGCUGCCGCAUUUCAGUCAGAUGCAGCGGCACACAAUGCACGGCGACCAGCGAAGAGACCAUGAUCCUUUCUACAGCGGCGCGGGCAAUUUCACUACGCCCAAUGGUCAGCCGCGAAAGAGGGCCACGAGUGCCUUGAUCCAGGACACUUCCAUGCAGAUCUCGACCGUCCAUCCCAAGCCGCCUCUACCGUCUGCAUUGAAGGGAGGCAGUGGCUCUCGCAAGGGCCACAGGCGGCAGAACUGCGUGCGGAUCUCCAUCCAUCCGCCAAUCACGUUCGGGGGCUCUGUCUUUUCUCCUACGGCUGAAGAGCCAGAACUCGAAGAGAAUGAUCGGCGUCGAUCACAGGGUUCUGGAUUGUUGACGCCUCAUGUGUCACUGGACUCCACCGUAUCCAAUCUUUCUAUGGGUAGAAAUAGCUACCAGAACCAGCUGAAAGACCGACCACGAAUCACCGAGAUUCCUAGUGAUGAGCCACGCAACUCUUACACAGCGCCACCAAGGAAACGAAGGCACGCGCCUGCUGAUUCCAAAGACAGCACUCUGAGCAUUGAGAAGAUGUUGCCAGAGGUCGUGACGACGCUACUGCCCCCCAAGAUUGAUACGAGCCUGUCGAGCACCCCGUCCUCCGAACAGAACAGCCCGGUAUGGAUGAUUCCCAAUUACAACAGCUCGCCGACCACGCACGAGAAUGCUUCUAGCCCUGGCAGCCCACGCCGCUCAGCAGUCAAGGGACCGCGCCACCCACCGGCAAAGUCCGCAGCACGCAGCAGCUACCGUUCCAUGAACCCGCUCGAGGACAGCGCCAAGUCGCCCUCCAGUCCACCCGUUCGUUUCUCGCGCCCUCAGAGCACCAGGAGAGAGCCAACACGCAAAACGUCCGAUCCGCUCCGAGCGAAGAACGACAAAGAAGUGGCAGCCGCACACCCCAACAGACGGCCGAGCCGCAAGGGCCCACAGCAGCAACGACCAUCGUCGGCCGGUGUCCCGAAACCGCCUCACGCAAACAGCGGGAUAAUUGUUCCCAUCUGGGAAGACAAGGCCAUGGACCGCAAGGCACCAACUCGAUCGACGUCCGUCGGCAGCGAACCCGCCGAGCUCCAGGGCGACUCAUCCCCCACCCGAACGGAACGGGCCAAGAGCCAGAGGUCGCCGCCAAAAUCGAGCCACCGGGCCAGACAGGAAUUCCGGACGCCGACGAAGAAGACAGUAGGGUUGGGAAUCGGGGCGGCCACCCCGGCCAGUCUGUAUGAUGGAGAUGGAUUUCUGAAAGAGUAGACUAAAGGGUUUGGUGAGGGCGUUUUUAUUUGUUACUUUCAGUUCCUUAGCUUGGUUAGCAUGCGGGCGUGUCCGAUAUCCACUGUAAAG
Aspergillus heteromorphus CBS 117.55 is the source of this 2855-nucleotide messenger RNA. RefSeq lists its product as uncharacterized. The coding region runs from base 216 to 2765 and encodes 849 amino acids. The record is from RefSeq and is a predicted model, not a curated record. The transcript has a single exon. Lineage: Eukaryota; Fungi; Ascomycota; Eurotiomycetes; Eurotiales; Aspergillaceae.